AUGGGCGACUUGGAUGUGAGCAUCUUCAGCAUUAGUGGCCAAGAGAGGGGUAUGUCUUCUGGCAGAAAUCGUCGCUGCCCCCCUGCAGUGGUCAUCACUCACGAUUCCGAUAGCUUCUCUCCCCAAUCCAUAAACCCGGCUGCGGGCGAAGGUCUCCUCAGCUAUAAAGGACCUGGAGGACUCGGUGCCAGCACUUUGUCCUUGGCAACGGAAGGCAGAAAUGGCAUCUAUGGACAAGUGCCACUCUCGAGGACUGGAUCUCCGAGGCACAGCAAGAUUCAUCCGAGUGAUGGAAGCAGCCUUCCUAAAUCAGGUUCCUCGAUGGCUGUCUUUUCUCCGGAUGGACAACUUCUUGGAAGUGAUAUUCCAAUCGAGCAUCUCAAUCAAAGCACGAAUAGGUCGAGCAGGCACUGCUGCUCAGGCCGAGCCAAACGAACAGCCCUGGGCUUCUUCCUCACCGUGGUCAUGUGUGGCACAUGGAUCGGCAUCACCCACCUGUUGAAAUGGGCAUACGUCAUUCAUCUGAAGCCAUCUGCAAGCUGCAACUGCACUUCUGAGGGUGGCCGAAGCUCUUACUCGACACCUUCGACCUCCGUUCUCAGCAUUGUCGAGAAUAGGUCCACCGAUAAAGAUGUCAGCAUGCUUCCAGCGGAGAAAAGCCAGAACCUGGAACCUUUCAAAGCUCCCUUUUUCACCACCUGGUUCUUUACGGCUUGCAACUGCCUCUUCUUUCCUGUUUAUUUAUGCUCUAGGAUCUGCUCUAAGAGGAAAAGAACUACUGCAACUAAAUCUUUUCUUGCUUCGAUGCGUCUCUUUCAAGAGAAAGGUCUUUCAGCUUUGCAUUUCUUCAUACGGUCUCUGUUUUUCUGCAUAUUAUGGGUUGCAACCAACUACAUGCUGAUCAACGCCUUGGGGAAACUUGACACGACAGCGGUCAUGGCUCUGCAAGCCUCGAGCGCUUCUUUCGUUUAUUUGUUAUCCUGGGUUAUACUACACGAACAAUUUGUUGGCAUUAGGAUCGUGGCAGUGAUUUUAUGUAAUACUGGCAUCGCACUCCUUGCUUACAUGGAUGGCGUUUCCAAAACCUCAACUUUAGGAGGUGUAGUUUUAGCAUCUGCAGCCGCUGCAGGACUUGCCGUUCACAAAGUAUUAUUCAAGAAACUCAUUGGAAGUGUGACAAUGGGUCAACUAUCUCUAUUUCUCACGUUAGUGGGACUGCUCAAUGUUUUACUGUUGUGGCCCAUUGGUCUCAUUUUAUACCUUGUAGAAACAGAAGUGAUUGUGUGGACACAGAUCCCAUACGUACAAGUUGCUGGUUCAGCUGUUCUCUUUAUUGUUGCCAAUGUCAUGGAAAACUUCGACAUAAUUCACGAUUAUGACACAUUUCUUAAGUUAGGCAUCGUUUCUGCUGUGCCAGUUUCUGCAGUUUUAGAUGUACAUCUAUAUAACGUGAAAUUUGAAGGAAUGAAACUGGCAGGAAUUCUUUUGAUAUCAAUUGGCUUUAUGUUAGUUUUGUUACCAGACAAUUGGCCCGACUAUAUAACAAGAUUGAUUCGAUGGCGCUGCAGAAGAUGUCCCAAGUCAAAUAAAUCCACAGAGACUACACAACCAAGAUCUCGGCUUAGGGCACCAAGCGGAAAUGGAAAGUAA
This is a messenger RNA of Uloborus diversus, 1650 nucleotides long. Its product is annotated as putative thiamine transporter SLC35F3. NCBI's taxonomy places the organism in Eukaryota, Metazoa, Arthropoda, Arachnida, Araneae, Uloboridae. Gene Ontology annotation, biological process: transmembrane transport. The transcript is spliced from 7 exons. The record is from RefSeq and is a predicted model, not a curated record. Bases 1 to 1650 code for a protein of 549 amino acids. Gene Ontology annotation, molecular function: transmembrane transporter activity. Gene Ontology annotation, cellular component: membrane.